GUCGUCACUGACGCUGAGAGCUGACAGGAGAAUCAGUGCUGUGGUUCAGUCAAGCUCAGGUGCGCGCUUUUGAUAAUCAGCCAGGUCAUGUCAAUAAAGAUGGAGAUGGAUGUCAGUGGAGUGUCCAGGACACCCAUAUCUGUUCUACCUGCCGCUGAGGUCAAAACCACCCUGAAACCUGAGGCCGACAAACCCCGCUGCUCCAGCACUCCCUGCUCCCCCAUUAAAAACACUGUCUCAGGAUACCAAAUCCUUCACAUCAAUUCAAACUAUCUAGUAGGUUUUACUACAGGCGAGGAGCUUCUUAAAUUAGCCCAUAAGUGGUCUAGUCCAGACACCAGUAAUACAGAGGCGUUGCCCAGCCCUGUGAAGAAGCCUGUGGAUUUAGGUCUCCACAGAACCUCUCGGAUAUACAAAGCCAAAAGCCGCUACUAUCAACCGUACGAUAUUCCAGCCAUCAAUGGACGCAGGAGACGACGUAUGCCUAGUUCGGGCGAGAGCUGCUUGAAAUCCUUGAUUGCCGGGGAGCCCAGCAAGGCCUUACAUGGUCCCCUUCCCGUCUGCCUUUUGAAGGGCAAGCGGAUGUGUUCAAAGUCCCUGGACUACCUCAACCUGGACAAGAUGAGUCUCAGGGAGCCGGCGGAUACAGAGGUGCUACAGUACCAGCUUCAGCAUCUCACUUUGAGGGGCGAGCGCAUGUUCACUCGCAACAAGACGUAAAUUUUUGGAUACCCCUAUUAAAAACCACAGCUGGAUUCAGCUGCAAUUUAGGGCCUUAAUUUUUGUCCUCCAUUGAUUAUAGGCAGUUUCUGAAGAUCAAUCAUUUUGUUUGUUAAGCUGAGGAUUCAAUGAAGCACUAUUAUGCCUAGUGACAUUUAAACCAUGUAGUAUGAGUGAAAUAAUUCACCAAAAUAUUUAUUUUUCACUUACCCUCAUGUCUUUAUAAAUCUUUGUGUUAUUUAUUUUUCUGAAACAAAAGAGUUUUACUUUUUUUAAUAUACAGAGAGUUCUUUGUGAGUUUUAUACAUCAAGUUCAUCAAAGAAAAAGCACCAUACAUGUUUUACAAGGUCCUCUGAAGCCACACAGUAGGUUUCUGUAAGGAAAUUUCUGCUGUGGGUUCUUGUGUUGUAAUUUAACCUGGCACGCAAGUUCUAACAUGAGGGAUGGAGAUCAUAUUAAAAUAUGUCAGUGCAAGAGGUUUUAAAAUUAAGGUGGCUCAAACAUGCUUUUAAGUCUGGGACUAUGUUAAGCCCCGACCAGGAAACCACCCCAAUAACUUAAAGGAAUAGUCUACCCUUUUGCCAUAUUAAACUAUGUUAUUACCUCAACCUAGACAAAUUAAUACAUACCUAUCUUUUUUCAAUGCAUGCACUGUACAGUGCGUUGUGAAUGUGUUAGCAUUUAGCCUAGCCCCAUUCAUUCCUAUGGUACCAAAAAAAAGUUUUAUUUUGUGGCACCAUACUUACUGGUAUAACUCCUCACGUAACAGUCUUUAAAUAGGGAAAACACGGAAGUGUUUGGUGGUUUCCCUGUUUGGUACCAUAGGAAUGAAUGAGUCUAGGCUAAAUGCUAACACAUUCACGACGCGCUGUACAGUGCACACAUUGAAAAAAGAUAGAUAUGUAUUCAUUUGUCUAAGUUGAGGUAAUAACAUAGUUUAAUAUGGCAAAAGGGUAGACUAUUCCUUUAAAAACCCAUGAAAUUAAAGGGUUAGUUCACCCGAAAAUUAAAAUUUUAUCAUAAAUCACUGUUUUGUUCUUUUCCAUUCUCUAUUUUAUUCACUAUGAACUGUUAUUGUAUAAAAAAAGGAUUUUCAAAACUCUUUCACAAAAAUUCUCAGAAGAAAUAGUAUAACACAGGUUUGAAACAACAUGAGGGUGGGCAAUAUUUCUUUAACUUGUGAACAAAAAAGUAAGUUAUAAAAAGUGUAUGUGAGGAAAUAGAUUCAUUGUCAUGGUGAGGUUUUUCAAGAUUAGCAAUAAGUUGUGAUUUGAUGGCUUGUGUGUGUGUUGGUUUGUGUGCGCGCGUACCGCUAACAUUUUGCGUGCUUUUGGAAAUGUUUAUGUGUCCAUAAACAUAUACCACAAACAUAUAACUCUGCAUUUGAUCAUACAAUUCAAAACAAUUUUUCUAAUUUUCUUCACUUUAUAAUUAUUCCACUAACUUUAGCUAUGUAGAUUAUCCUUAUUAGCGACUAGCACAUUUGUCAAGGUAGUUGAGUUAGCUGUCAGGUGAGGAUUUUUAUUUACCUAAAACAGUGACUGUUAUAUAGUCUGAAUAUUACAUGUCAGACUUAUCAGAGCUACAGUAAUAUUAUAUCAUCUCCUUCAUCAAUAUAAUACAUUGUGAACUGAACCUUUUGUAAACAAAAACACGUCGGGACCGCUCACGAGCCUGGUUCGCUCUAACAGGUUUUAAUAAACAUUAAUCUUUAAUAAACAUUCUACAGUAGACACUUUAAAUCAAGGUUUGUACACUGAAUAAUAUACAAUUGUGUGAAAAAUACGAUAAAUGUGAAUUUUAUUUAUUUAUGUAUUUGUUUUGUAUUAGUUUGCUUUUUUGCAUUUGUACAUUGCGUUCAUACUACCCACUCCUGUCCAUAGUGCAUAGUACUGUAGUUAUAAAAACCAAAGUCGUUUUUGUCCUGGGGGAAACUUGAUUAAUAAUGUCAUUUUUAAACAGCAGACAAUCAUAUACAGUUUUUGUUUAUAGGAUUUUCCUUUAUUUGACUGCAAUGUUUAAUAUGUGUCCUCUUAUACACUUGUUUUUUUUUUUCAGUAUUAAUGUUUGCAUCUUAUUUUGUAUUCAUUUUUUAGGACCUUUUGUUAGUAUUUCAAAUGUUUUGCUUUUGAAUGUUGUUUCAUGCUUUAUAGAACUUCUCUCAAAUCUCUAAAAUGUGUGUGUAGUUUUGACUACAUGUAAGAUUUUGUAUGUUCUUUGUUUAAGUUCUGGAAUGUUUGCUACCUAUCCUAUCAGGUUGUACUACCCGAUUGUUAUUUAUUUAUUUCAAAGAUAUAUUAACCAACUAUUGUUAGUGUUUCAAAAGCACCUUUGUUUAGUGAUAUCAACUGUAAUGUGCUAGUAAGAUUUUCAUUUGAAUAUUGUUUUUCCUUUUGAUCUGUUAAGGAGAGUUUACUUGUGUUGGAUUGUUUUAGGAUUUUUGCUAAUAUCAUAAUUUAAUGUGACAUGAUUUGCUAUGAAUCUGUUAAACUACUGUCAGAUUGUCAUAGUGACAUCACACUUAUCACACUAUGUAAUGGCGUAAUUUAGCAUGUAUUCUUAUAGGGGCGGUUUUUCGGACAGGGAUUAUCUUAAUCCAGGACUAGGCCUUAGUUUUAUUAAGAAAUAUAAUAUAACUAGUUUUAACAAACAUACCCUACUAAAAACAUUACCUGUGUGCAUUUUGAGGCAAAACAAAGGGCACUGAUGUAUAUUAAGAUAUGUCAGUGCAAGUUGUUUUCAGUUUGGACAGCUCUUACAUUUAUUUUAGUCUAGGACUAGUCUAAUCCCUGUCCGGGAAACCGCCCCAUAGUGAUACAAUAAUUUUAACAUGAUGUAAAUGGGAAGUCAAGCUAUGUCUCACUUGUCUUUAUACAAUAUUUAAUUAAAAAGGCAAAUUAAAUGGGUCAAAUAUCAUUUCACAAACAUCAAGGAAUAUAAAUGUAAUGGUCUUUUUAAGCCGCUAAUGCAUUUUCCAAUUUGAUUGUGCUUUUAUAUGGUUAUAGUUUUUAUGUUAUGGGGAAAAGCUCAGUCAUUUAAUCUAAAUCAAACACACACACACACACACACACACACACACACACACACACACACACACACACA
Molecule: messenger RNA, 3823 nt
Organism: Paramisgurnus dabryanus
Lineage: Eukaryota; Metazoa; Chordata; Actinopteri; Cypriniformes; Cobitidae
Source: RefSeq, a predicted model, not a curated record